Messenger RNA from Cicer arietinum (chickpea), 1315 nucleotides. Its product is annotated as probable fructokinase-4. Gene Ontology annotation, cellular component: cytosol. The record is from RefSeq and is a predicted model, not a curated record. Gene Ontology annotation, molecular function: fructokinase activity. Gene Ontology annotation, biological process: fructose metabolic process. Lineage: Eukaryota; Viridiplantae; Streptophyta; Magnoliopsida; Fabales; Fabaceae.
CCCGUUGUGAUCUCUCUCUCUCUCUCUCUCUCUAAAAAUCAACGCAUUCUCUUUCUCUAAUUUCAAUGGCAUCAAGCAAUGGUAUCCCAACAGGCAACGGUCUCAUCGUAAGCUUCGGCGAGAUGCUGAUCGACUUUGUCCCAACGACUUCCGGCGUAUCACUAGCGGAGGCGCCCGGUUUCCUCAAAGCACCCGGCGGCGCACCGGCUAACGUAGCCAUCGCCGUUUCCAGACUCGGUGGCAAAGCUGCGUUUGUAGGCAAACUCGGUGACGAUGAGUUCGGUCACAUGCUCGCCGGGAUCUUGAAAGAAAACGGCGUCGUCGCCGAUGGUAUAACAUUCGAUCAAGGUGCACGCACUGCUUUGGCUUUUGUUACUCUACGCGCCGAUGGAGAACGUGAGUUCAUGUUCUAUAGAAAUCCCAGUGCUGACAUGCUUCUUAAACCUGAAGAACUCAACCUCGAACUCAUCAGAUCUGCAAAAGUUUUCCAUUAUGGAUCCAUAAGCUUGAUUGUGGAGCCAUGCAGAUCAGCACACUUGAAGGCAAUGGAAGUUGCCAAAGACGCCGGCUGCCUUCUCUCUUAUGAUCCAAACCUCCGCUUACCCUUGUGGUCCUCAGCCGAUGAAGCUCGCAAGCAAAUUCUCAGUAUAUGGGAAAAGGCUGAUUUGAUCAAGGUUAGUGAUGUGGAGCUAGAGUUCCUGACUGGAAGUGACAAAAUUGACGACGCUUCUGCUUUGUCAUUGUGGCACCCCAAUUUGAAGUUGCUCCUUGUCACUCUCGGUGAAAAUGGCUCAAGAUACUACACCAAGAAUUUCCAUGGAUCAGUAGAUGCAUUUCAUGUCAAAGCAGUUGAUACAACUGGUGCUGGUGAUUCCUUUGUUGGUGCUCUAUUGUCCAAGAUUGUUGAUGAUCAGUCCAUACUAGAAGAUGAACCAAGGUUAAGAGAAGUGCUCAAGUUUGCAAAUGCAUGUGGAGCCAUCACAACUACUAAAAAGGGAGCAAUUCCUGCCCUUCCCAAAGAGGAGGAUGUACUUAGCCUGAUCAAAGCCUGAUCAACACAUAGAUUCCUUUAGCAUAUUUCGUUUUCUUCCCAUCUUGUUUCACUUUUUCAUUGGGGUUACUCGCAACUAAUUUCGAGUGAAAUUGUCUCCAAUUUUAUUUUUCUUCUUGAUUUUCUGUAUCACGGCAAAAUCAUGUGCUUGGGAGUUUGGACAAAUAAUGUUUUUGAGUUUUGGUAUUAGCUUUUGAAUGAAAACUUGAUUCAGGCAUUGUUGCUGCUUUGCUGCUUCUUAAUAAAUAUUUAUAUGUCUGUUAA